Molecule: messenger RNA, 3713 nt
Organism: Alligator sinensis (Chinese alligator)
Lineage: Eukaryota; Metazoa; Chordata; Crocodylia; Alligatoridae
Gene: DMTN
Product: dematin actin binding protein
Exons: 17
Coding region: 474-1679 (401 amino acids)
Biological process (GO): lamellipodium assembly; cytoskeleton organization; actin filament bundle assembly
Cellular component (GO): actin cytoskeleton; plasma membrane
Molecular function (GO): actin filament binding
Source: RefSeq, a predicted model, not a curated record
ACACAUGCACACACACACAUACUCUCUGACUGGCUUUCUAAACCCACACUGCUAUCACCACUCAGGGCUUUGCAGGCACUGCCUCUGGGGCUGGGAGAUACACACACACACCACACACACGAGCAUGCAGGGGACUAGCACACUCUCAGCUAGACCCUGACAGCGCAGCAGCUAGACCCAGCAAGGACAACUGGCUGGAUUGGCUCUAAUACUGCCAAGCCGGAGGCAGAAGGAGGGGAAGACAGGCGACUGCAGGCAGGGGAGCAGGCACUGGGCUCCUGGGGCUUCUUGUUGUUAUUGCUCUCGGCUUGUUUUUCGGGCUGGAAAGCCAUGCGGGAUUCCUGGAAGAGGCUCCGGUAGCUCCAGCUGGAGGGAGCCCGUGACCCACAGCCUGGCAUAAGAGUCCAAAGGGAUGUGGAGACACAGAACUGCUGGACGCUGUGAAUGACCCCGGCCUUCCAGCAGCCAGCUGAAUGGAAAGGCUACAGAAGCAACCCUUGACCUCCCCGGGGAGCGUCUGCUCCUCCCGUGGGUCCAGCGUCCCAGGAUCACCCUCCAGCAUCGUGGCCAGAAUGGAUAAUGAGGUGCUAGGCUACAAGGACCUGGCAGCCAUCCCCAAGGACAAGGCCAUCCUGGACAUCGAGCGCCCCGACCUCAUGAUUUACGAGCCUCACUUCACCUACUCCCUCAUGGAGCACGUGGAGCUGCCCCGGAGCCGAGAGCGGUCCCUGUCACCCAAGUCCAUCUCUCCUCCUCCUUCUCCAGAGGUCAUCCGGGACUGGAUGGAGAACAAGUCUCCAGGAAGUGCCUCCCAGGCAGCUAGUCGCCGGACUAGCAGCAUGGCCCGGGCUGGAGUGCACCACUUCCACCGACCUGAGGUGGACAAGAUGGAGCUGAACAUCUACAAGAAGCCCCCCAUCUACAAGCAGAAAGAGCACCCGGUCGGAGCCCAGCAUGGCAAGCACAUGAUUGAAGACCAGAUCAUCGAGUCCUCCAAGUUCCCAGCAGCUCAACCCCCUGACCCCAACCAGCCGGCCAAAAUCGAGACAGACUACUGGCCCUGCCCUCCCUCCCUGGCAGUCGUAGAGACAGAGUGGAGACGGCGGAUGGCCUCCAAGAAGGGUGAGGAAGAGGACGAGGACCUCACGGAGGAGAUGAAGAACCUGCGUGAGCUCCAAAAGCAGGAGCUGAGUAAGGUCACCUCCAACCUUGGGAAGCUGAUUUUGAAGGAGGAGAUGGAGAAGUCUCUCCCCAUCCGGAGGAAAACCCGCUCACUCCCGGACCGAACACCCUUCCACACCUCUCUGCACUUGGGGAAUUUCAAGUCCUCUUCCCUUCCUGCCUCCGGGAGAAGCACCCUCACCAGGCUGCAGUCAGCCGAAUUCAGCCCAGCGGGCAGUGAGAGGGGGAGCCCAGGCCUGCAGAACGGCCAGAGGGGGAGGAUGGACAGAGGGAACUCCCUGCCCAGCAUGCUGGAGCAAAAGAUUUACCCCUACGAAAUGCUGAUGGUGACAAACAGGGGCCGUGUGAAGCUGCCCCCAGGAGUAGACAGAACCAGGCUAGAGAGGCACCUGUCCCCCGAGGAUUUCCUGCGUGUCUUUGAGACGUCCCCAGAGGAGUUCAGCAAGCUGGCACUGUGGAAGCGGAACGAGCUGAAGAAGAAAGCUUUCCUGUUCUGAGCCCGGGCCCAGGCCCGGCCCCUCCUAGCUGUGAUCUCAGUUAGUGUCACACACAAUCCGCAUUGCAGCCGCUUUAGGGCUCUUGAGCCGGUUUUAACUAACAAACACCUCCCUCCCCUCCCGGGAGAGCACUGAUCCUUUGCUCCCCCGGCUCUGGGGGCCGGGGGAUCUGUGGCCCUGCACCCCUCCACUCUGCGCCCCUCACUGGUAUCACUCGCUAAUGCCUGAUGGUCUGGCUGGCUGGGGUCCCAUCUCUUGGAGGCUCAGCCCAUGGCUGCUCUUAAUGGAGCAGGGGGCUGGGGGAGCUAAGCAAGGCAGGAGGAGCAAAACCCCCAACCCCAAGAGGGCUCAGCAGGAUGGCACUGAACUGGAUGCAGAGGGGCAGAGGGUGCAGGGGGGAUCUGGAGGGGAGCAGCGGUAGGCUUGUUGCUGUGCCCCCUUGGGCUGUGGCAGGAUGAAGGGGGCUGUGGCAGCCUCUUGCAGCACAGCAAUUGAGAUAGGAUAGGGAUGCCCAGGUGUUGCAGGGCUCCAGGCAUUGCCACAGCUGCGUGUCCCCAAGCUGCGCAGCAGCAAGGGUGUCACCUGUGUCACCCCUGCUGUCUCUGUCAGAGCCAGCCCAUUGGAGAGCAUCUGCCUGCCUGUCUGACUGUCCCCUCCACUAUCUGCAGCCUGCUCCCUUCCUCACGCCUUGCUCCCCAGGGCUCUGCUCGUGAGCCCCUAGUCCUCUUGUCCUCUUGCUAGACAAGCUCCCCCAUGCCAGCCUCCCCUGGGUAGUGUGACCAAAGCUUCUACCCCCCCUGGCCCCAACUCUGAGUGUGAGUGGGCCUGGCCCUCGCUAGCUAUGGACUUUGCAGCAGACCCUGUGCUCAGCCCCACACCAAGCCAGGCUUCUGCCCUGCUGUGCGCCGGAGAUUGCCUGGGCAGUGGGUGAGCAUGGGCUUGGGGUGCAGCCCACAGGCAGGCUCAGCCUGGGCAAUUCUCUGUGCCAUCCCUGGCAGCUGCCUUGCUCUGUGCCCCUCCAGCUCCCCAGGGACAAGUUCCUCCUGAAGACCCCUCACAGAGGGGUCCACACAACCAAUACACUGCCACAAGCUGCAGGGCACCACAAGCCCAGGGGCCAUGCAACCAGAGGGCUGAUGGGCACGUCCUGCCUGCUGCGCCCCGGCCUGAUCCUACCUGCUCCUAGGAGGGAGCUGGCGAUGCAAGCCAAUCAGCUGCCAGAACAUUAGCAGAGGACAUGGCCCAGAGGAGACGGAGGCAUGGCCAUGCCCCAGGGCAACAGCUGCCUUGGGGCAGGCCAGCGCACGGCAGCAGAGGGCUGUUUCCCUGCUCCGAUGUUCAAAUCCAGGCACACAGGGAGCUCUGGCUUCCUGAGUGCAAGUGUAGGGCUGACCCGAGCUCAGAGCUGCUGCCUUCCUUUUGCCCGAGGAAGGGAUGCAUAGCAGGACAUCAGAGCCUACUUAAUGCACUUUGGAGGAUGCUUGUGUUUGAUGGGCCAAGGAGCAGAGAGGAAGGCUCGCGGAUGAGCGUAGCCAGCAGAGAGGAUGGUAGGGCCAGAUCAGUGUCCAGGAAGCUGGCAGGAUGAGCUAGGGACAGCUACCUGCCCUGAUGCUGAUUCUCAGUGAGUUGUUCUGCGUGGGGGAAAAGGCCCACGGCCACUUCUCCACCCAUCACAGAGACUGCCUGGAGCAGGGAGCUGUGCAGAGCAGGCCCGGGUCUGGCGGUGCUCCCCUUGCUCGCUAGCCGGGGAGCCCAGCUCCUAGCCACCCCAACGCUCCUAGUGAGCUCCCUGCAGCUGCAGCAGCCAAGCUGCAAGGGGGAAAGAGCAGAAACGCCCCUUCUGGACCUUGCAGUGGGGGCUCCCCGAGCCAGGUGGUGUCCAGGGGCACAAGCCAGGCCUUCUGGUGCUGGCAGGAGGCUCAGCCAGCAGCCCUGCGCUCAGUGAGACGCCAAGACAGAUCCCACGUCCCCGCUGGACUGGAGCCGCCCCGGGGAGCCGGAGCUGCCCCCCGCCGGGCAGUCUUUUUCGAAGGC